AUGGCGACUGCUCAAACUCCCACCUCUGGCCGACGGAAGCGAAGUCGUCUUGAAGAUGAACUAGACUUGUCACCCGCCGUCAAACCUAGCGUAAACGCCUCCGUCAAGAGGCGCCGUAUCGACAGUCUUGCAAACGCCUCGCCCUCUACCCCGAAAGGUUUCUCUGCUAUUACCUCUGCCAUUGGCGGCGCUCUCGGCCUGCUCCGAAAGGGGAACGCGAAUGGUAACACUCGCGCCAACCCGAUAAAACCAACUACCAAUCCCUCCUAUGAAGUACCCGAAUCUCCAAACCAUGAUGACGAAGCUACCAAAAAGCUAGAGAACCUUCCCAUAAAGCAUAAGAAGCUUGGCCUUAGACCCCCAAAUAAGAGCCUGCGUCCUCCCAGUAACGUCUAUGAUGUACCCGAUUCGGAUGAAGAGGCUAGCGGUGCUGGGGGGCAAGUAGAUGAGAGUCCUGAUGAGAUUCAGGCUUUAUCGCCGGUGAAGAAAAGUGUUGUAAGGACACCAAUUGCUUCAAAAAAGAAGAGUGUCAGUACGCGCUUAUUGGAGUCGCGGAAAAAGAAGCCAGUUGUCCCGGUCCAAGAUGAGACUACACAGGCAGAUACGCCAAAAAGAAAAGGGAGGACCCUGAGGACUCAGAAGAUAGCCGAUGCGCCUGUUCCUAGCACGGAGUUAACUCAGAUUCAGCUCCCAAGACACAAUGCGAAUGCGUCGCCCGCUAAGCUACCGCCUAUAAAGUCGAUACUGUCUCCUCGAAAGAAAAAGAUCGGUCGGCCGCGCAAGAAUGUCGCGUUCCACGACGGAGAGAGCGGGAAGGAAAACGAGAUUUUCUUCGAGGAUAUCCAGUCGAAACCCACGAAGCCGAAGGCUCAAGAAACGAAGGCCCAAGAAAAGGUCACGAAAGUUGUCACUGGUAAACCAUCGCCUGAGAAAGAAGUAAGCGAUGUACAAGAUAGUGAGGACGACGAGGUAUGCGCCAUAUGUUCCAAGCCGGACUCGGAGCCGCCAAAUGAGAUCAUAUUCUGCGAGAACUGUGACAUGGCUGUGCACCAAAAGUGCUAUGACGUCCCUGUUAUUCCGGAAGGCGACUGGAUCUGUAGGGAUUGCUCCCAGGACGAUGUUCUGACGGGUGCGAAAGCGGCACCAAAGAAGCAGAAACGCGUGACAAACGUGUCUCAAGUUCCCAGUAUUCCCAAUUUCGAGCAACAUCUGCGACAUAUGCAGCGUGUGUUGCUGGAUCGCUGUUCAGGAAACCGCUUCCUCAAGCUUUGUGGUCAGAGCGAAGCUUAUGACAAGGCUUUCCAGUUAGUAGAACAGACGGUCUUAGCCGGUGAAGGCAAUUCGAUGAUGGUCAUCGGUGCGAGGGGGUCCGGCAAGACAACUUUGAUGGAAGAAAUCAUCUCAAAUCUAAGAGCCGAACACCAGGAAGCAUUCCAUGUAGUUCGCCUAAACGGCUUCAUUCACACCGAUGAUAAGCUAGCUCUUAAAGAGAUAUGGCGCCAACUCGGCAAGGAAAUGAACCUUGAAGAUGACCUGAUAAAUAAGACGAGCAACUACGCCGAUACAAUGGCUUCGCUGUUGGCUCUCCUAUCUCAUCCUGCGGAAAUCAUGGGAGCCGAGGACGGCGUAACAUCUAAAUCUGUUGUCUUCAUCAUUGAUGAGUUUGAUCUGUUUGCAACACACGCGCGCCAAACCCUGUUAUACAACUUAUUUGAUAUUGCCCAGGCGAGGAAGGCCCCGAUUGCAGUGUUGGGGUUAACUACCAGAAUAGAUGUGGUAGAGAGUUUGGAGAAGAGGGUGAAGAGUCGAUUUAGCCACCGAUAUGUCUACAUGUCUCUUCCGAAGACCUUACAGGCCUACUGGGACGUCUGUAGACAAGGUCUAUCUGUAGAUGAGGAGGAUCUUGAGCGCGAAGGGUUCGACAUUGGUCUGGAAGGACUAUACGAGUUCCGUGAUUAUUGGGACAAGAAAAUCGAGACUCUACGUAAGAAGCCGAGUUUCGAGGAUCACCUGGAGUAUCACUACUAUACAACGAAAUCCGUACCGGCAUUUCUUACUUCAUGCAUCUUACCACUCUCAAUGGUUUCGACUUCCUCACUGGAUCUGGCAAUACCUUCGUCUUCGUCGAUGUGUGUUUCGCUAGCGCCUUCAGAAUCGAAACUUCAUCUUUUAGCAACACUAUCGGAUCUUGAGUUGGCACUGCUCAUCUCGGCGGCGCGUCUCGAUAUCGUUGCUCAUACCGACACGGUUAAUUUUGCCAUGGCAUAUGACGAGUAUAGUUCGCAGAUGGGCAAGCAACGGGUGCAGUCAGCUUCAUCCGGCAUGCUGGCCUUGGGGGCAGGCGCGAGGACGUGGGGUCGAGGUGUCGCCGCGGUGGCCUGGGAGCGGCUAGUGUCACUUGGUAUACUAAUCCCAGCCGGCAUAGGCGGCCGGAGUAACGCUGCGCAUGGCGGUCUGGAGGGCAAGAUGUGGAAGCUCGACGUCGCACUGGACGAAAUUCCUACGGCGUGCGAGCUGCCAGGAUUCCUUUCCCGAUGGUGCACCCAGAUAUAA
Daldinia caldariorum is the source of this 2553-nucleotide messenger RNA. Its product is annotated as origin recognition complex subunit 4 C-terminus-domain-containing protein. The transcript has 4 exons. Lineage: Eukaryota; Fungi; Ascomycota; Sordariomycetes; Xylariales; Hypoxylaceae. The record is from RefSeq and is a predicted model, not a curated record. Gene Ontology annotation, biological process: DNA replication; DNA replication initiation. Gene Ontology annotation, cellular component: nucleus; nuclear origin of replication recognition complex. Bases 1 to 2553 code for a protein of 850 amino acids. Gene Ontology annotation, molecular function: ATP hydrolysis activity; DNA replication origin binding.